Molecule: messenger RNA, 1130 nt
Organism: Pygocentrus nattereri (red-bellied piranha)
Lineage: Eukaryota; Metazoa; Chordata; Actinopteri; Characiformes; Serrasalmidae
Gene: kgd4
Product: mitochondrial ribosomal protein S36
Exons: 5
Coding region: 251-595 (114 amino acids)
Biological process (GO): 2-oxoglutarate metabolic process
Source: RefSeq, a predicted model, not a curated record
AGAAUAGCAGUGCUUAUUGGGGCGCGGCCCCGUGCAGUGAGUCGAGAAUCUGCGUGAUAAAGGACUCUUGCCCAGCGUCGGGGCUGUUUGUAUGUUUUCUGCGGAAUAUCAUGAGGGAUUAACAUUUUAACUAGGUACCUGUAUUUUUGGUAAAUGUAGAACAUGGAAACGGCGCCGUCUUCAGGCGCGGAAAGGAACUGACCAGCCAGCAGGUCUGUUUAACCCGGACGCAGUCAGGCAGGAGGUCAGCAUGGGAAGCAGAGUCAGUAGUGGCAAAAUGGCUGCAGCCAGUCGGGUCGUGCAGGUUGUGCGUCCCCACACACCAUUAAUCAAAUUUCCAAAUCGGCAGGGCAUUCCCAGGCCUAACGUACAAGAAGCACUAAAAUUGCUUGUUGUCAGCAUCCCGCAGUCCUUCCCACCUGCACCAACACCAGCACCAUCAGCUACACCUGCACCUAGACCUACAGCAACCGUCAGCCGCCUUCCAGGCACACCAGACAACAUUGCUGUAGUUAAAGAGCUCCCACAGAGAUACCGCAGACGGGAAAUCGUAUUGGAGGAAAUGGACUACAUUCAGCGUGGAGGACCAGAGUGAUGGUGCUUCACAUCUUACCAAAGCCAGGCCUGUGGAAAUGGUUUUUGUUGUUGCCUGACAUCUUUCCUCAGCAAGAGGAUUUGUGAGAGUUCACUUUAUAGGAAUAAAACUUAAUUAUUAUUAAAAUGUACAUAGAGAUUAUUUCUAAAUGUGAUUGUACGGUGUGUGGGGGGUCAGUCUGCUCAUUAGUUCAAGCGCUGUAUCAUGUUUACAGCACAAACUUUUGGACAUCUGAGUUUGAUUUGAGCUUUUUCCUUAAAUACACAUGUGGUACGUAAUGUCUGGAUUAAAUCAGUAUUAUAGCGUAUUAAAUAAACUACUCUGCUCUCUAUACUGAGCUGCACCAUCAACACUGCAGUACUUUGAUUUAAUGGGACCUUUCCUUGUUUUGAGAUCCAUGUUAAAAAAAAAAAAAAAAAAAAAAGAAGGAAAAACUACAACUUGGACAACUUCCUGCUGCUGCUGUGUUCAUUCUGUGCAGUUUGAAGGUUUCUGCAGGACGCUGUACAUCUGGAUUAUUAAACGUUUAACAGCU